AUGGGUUUCAAUUUCACUUUCUCCUUGUGCUUCUUGUUAUCACUAAAAGCUGCACUCUUUCAUCGAACUUGGGCUGAAUAUGGAUCAGAGCUCGAGUUCUUGACUAGGGAGUUGCUGGAAGCGGCAAGAGAUCCCGAGUUCUUUGAAUGGAUGAGAGGGUUGAGGAGGAGAAUUCACCAGCACCCUGAGCUGGGAUUUGAGGAGCACAGGACGAGUGAACUCGUCAGGUCCGAGCUUGACUCACUGGGAAUUAAGUACAAGUGGCCUGUAGCCAAAACUGGGGUGGUGGCUUCUAUUGGCUCUGGCUCUAAGCCUGUCUUUGCUCUGAGAGCUGACAUGGAUGCCCUCCCUCUGCAGGAAUUGGUAGACUGGGAAUACAAGAGCAAGAUUGAUGGGAAGAUGCAUGCUUGUGGUCAUGAUUCUCAUGUAGCAAUGCUACUUGGAGCAGCCAAGUUGCUUCAAGACAAACGAGAUAUGUUGAAGGGAACUGUGAAACUAGUUUUCCAGCCUGGAGAGGAGGGUUAUGCCGGCGCUUACCAUAUGUUACAAGAUGGUGUUUUAAAUGAUAUUGAUACCAUCUUGAGUUUACAUGUUUUGCCAUCAGUGCCUACUGGUGCCGUAGCUUCGAGGCGUGGUCCAAUACUUGCUGGUGUAGGGCUCUUCUCAGCUACAAUACAAGGGCAAGGAGGGCAUGGAGCAUCCCCUCAUCAGACAAGGGACCCAAUUCUUGCAGCAGCCUUGACAACCCUUGCUCUCCAACAGAUUGUGUCUCGAGAGACGGAUCCGCUUGAAUCCAGAGUGGUAACAGUUGGGUAUCUACAGGGAGGUCAAGCACUAAAUGUGAUCCCAGACAGUGUGAAACUUGGGGGAACUUUUAGGAGCUUGACUUCUGAGGGCCUCUCAUAUCUCAAAGAAAGGAUUAAAGAGAUCAUAGAGCAACAAGCAGCUGUGCAUCGUUGUACUGCGGUGGUGGACUUCAUGGAGGACAGACCACUGCCUCAUCCACCAAUGACUAAUAAUGACGCGCUGUAUGAACAUGUGAAGAAGGUCGGCGAGGUCCUUCUUGGGAAACCUAAUGUGCAGCUUCUGCCACUGACAAUGGGUUCGGAGGAUUUCAGCUUCUUCUCGGAGAAGACUGCUGCUGCAAUCUUUGUUGUUGGGAUAAAGAAUGAGACUCUGAAAUCAGACCGAGACUUGCACUCGCCCUACUUUUUUAUCGAUGAGGAGGCUCUUCCAAUAGGAGCAGCACUACAUACUGCAGCUGCAAUCUCAUACUUGGAUGGCCAUGAUGAUGUUAACACUCAGUAG
Prunus armeniaca (apricot) is the source of this 1308-nucleotide messenger RNA. The record is from the annotation of a GenBank genome assembly. NCBI's taxonomy places the organism in Eukaryota, Viridiplantae, Streptophyta, Magnoliopsida, Rosales, Rosaceae.